AUGACUGAGGAGGACUUGUACAUUUCAUAUAAAGGCAUUAAGCUGCCUAAAAUUGCCCACACUCCAGAGAGCCUCAAACACUUCGAGGAGUUCACCUUUCGUCCGGACGACGUGCUCAUCGUGACGUACCCCAAGUCCGGCACAACCUGGAUGCAGGAGAUUGUCCCUCUGAUUCUUAGCGGAGGAGAUCCAGCCUCAGUUGAGACUCUUCAUAACUGGGACCGUGUCCCUUGGCUAGAGGAGCAUCGAGCUCUGGUUCUCAACCUGGAGGACAGACCGUCCCCACGCAUGUUCACAACUCAUUUUCUCGAUGACAUGAUGCCAGCAUCUUUCUUUGCAGUAAAACCAAAGGUGAUCUACGUCAUGAGGAACCCCAAAGAUGUGUUCACGUCUUUAUUUCACUAUCAUGUUAUGGCGUCCUUCCUGGUGAAUCCAGUCCCACAGAGCGAGUUCCUCCACAAGUUCCUUGACGGACGAGUUGUAUUUGGCACGUGGUUUGACCACGUAAAGAGCUGGCUGAAUGUUGGCGAGGGCCAGCAGAUGCUGUACAUCUCCUACGAGGAGAUGGUGAAGGACCUGAAGGACUCUGUGAGAAGAAUCGCUCAGUUCCUGGAGAAGCCGCUGGAUGCUGAGGUGGUAGAGCAGAUCGCCAACAGGUGUUUGUUUAAGAACAUGAAGAAAAACAGCAUGUCCAACUAUUCAGUGGUUCCAUGUGAGAUCAUGGACCAGACAAAGUCUGAAUUCUUCAGGAAAGGAGUAGUUGGCGACUGGCAGAACCAGCUGACGGCAGCAGAGGCAGAGUACUUUGAUGCUGUUUACAAAGAGAAGAUGAAAGAUGUGAAGUACACGUUUCCAUGGGAUUAA
Messenger RNA from Nematolebias whitei (Rio pearlfish), 864 nucleotides. Its product is annotated as sulfotransferase 2B1. The record is from RefSeq and is a predicted model, not a curated record. Gene Ontology annotation, cellular component: cytoplasm. Bases 1 to 864 code for a protein of 287 amino acids. Gene Ontology annotation, molecular function: sulfotransferase activity. Lineage: Eukaryota; Metazoa; Chordata; Actinopteri; Cyprinodontiformes; Rivulidae. The transcript has 6 exons. Gene Ontology annotation, biological process: sulfation.